Gossypium raimondii (Peruvian cotton) is the source of this 1885-nucleotide messenger RNA. Its product is annotated as transcription factor bHLH144. The transcript is spliced from 4 exons. NCBI's taxonomy places the organism in Eukaryota, Viridiplantae, Streptophyta, Magnoliopsida, Malvales, Malvaceae. Gene Ontology annotation, molecular function: protein dimerization activity. The coding region runs from base 811 to 1536 and encodes 241 amino acids. The record is from RefSeq and is a predicted model, not a curated record.
AUUAAUUGCUCUUACCCAGAAUUUCACUAUCUUCACUCCCUUAAUUAAAACUCUGCAGCUUUCUUCAGCGCAAAUCCAGGGGCUUUUUCAGACCAGUUUUCCCUAUUACCUUCCUCUCUUGUUUGGCUGCUUCCUGUCCUUCGAUUCACUUGUGGUUUUUUUUUUAUUGCAAAAGACUUGGAUUUUAUCUUCAAUAAUCACUUCGGGGUUGAAUCAAAGUCUAACAAAAUGCCGUGGUCUUUCGUCAACUGCGUGCGCUUAGUUGUUUUCUUUCUUGUCAUACUGUAAUUUUAUUUGUUUCUGGUGAAUUUCGAUUGAAUUUGAAAGGGGAUACGGUUCCUUCAACUUUCGUUCGCAAUUGGAAAAUUUUGGGUUGGAGGUGUGAGAAUGUACAUUUCGGUAACCAUAAAGAGAUAUCGAGCAAUUAAGGAAGUUGGGAAAAUUAAAAUGAGCGUUGGUGUUAUUGCAUACUAUAAGCUAGUUCAAGUUUGUCAGGCAGAGUAUUUCCGUCAGUUGCUUAAGCCUGUUACGUAGUCUGGUAUUACGGAACUCUUGGAAAUUGGGAUCUGGGAGAGUGCCAUUCGGUUGUGUUAUGUGUGAGGCUGUGAUAGAAUGGAACAUCUGAUUGUGUUGAUGGCAAAUUUGGGAUAGGUAGCUUUGACAUAUUGUAAUGGCGAUCCAGUAGUUUAGAUUUUUGUCUCACCAUAAUUUAGUUAUAAAUCUUCUUCCAACUUAAAAGUUGAAUAACUGCACGUUCAAAGCCAAGAAGCAAUCUUUUGUUGUGAACCUCUUGAUUAAGUAGAAAUUUCGAUGCAGAGUGAUCAACAGUUUUACUCCCCAAAAGCAGUGCCCAGACUUGCAGAUCAUGUGGAUGAUAAUUACAUUCACAUGCCGGUUCCUUCUGCUUUUGGUACAGUUUUUCCUCCAUGUGCUAAGCCAUUGCCACCCCUCCAUGGCAUUGAGUUUCAACCCUCAGAGGUUUGUCCCAAAAAUUUCGUUAUCUUCAAUCAGAAUGAUCAUAGAAACCAGAUAAUGUUCAAUCCUGCUGUUGCAAACAAAUUUAAUGGUCAUGGAUUAAAUGUUUUUGCAACUUAUCUUGAUGGAAAGUAUGACAUUAAAGAUGUUAAUGAUGCGGAAAAAGAUACCUCAUCCUCUCUGAAAGAGGAUUCAGAUGAUAUUGAUGCACUACUCAGCUCAGAAGAGGAGGAACAAGAAGAUUAUGAUGAGGAAGAAGUUAGCACAGCACGGACUUCUGGUAAUUAUGAAAGUGACACUGAUUCUCACUCUGCCUAUGGCUCAAAACCAAGAAAAAACAGCUCAUGUUCUUCUACUCUGAAAUCCUCUGGUAGUGGUUGUGGUACUGACCCCAAAAAGCGGCUGAAAAUGAAGAAAAUGGUUAAGGUUCUAAGGGGAAUUGUACCAGGUGCUGAUCAGAUGGGUACUGUAGCAGUUCUCGAUGAAGCUGUUCGGUACCUCAAGUCUCUCAAGGUUGAAGUAAAGAAGCUUGGAGUUGAGAAUUUCAAGAAUGGAGAUUAAACUCAUAUUCUGGUAAUGGUUUCCUCAUCUUCUGGAAUUCAAGUUUAUCCUGUAUUGCGUACCCAUCCUUCGCCGUCUCUCUGAUGGUUUGGGUUCCAGAGAUAAAGAAGACAGGCAUUUAGAAUUCAUGUGUGUUUUAGUUUCCAGUUAUGCAUAUGUAUUAAUGGUGCCAGUGCAUGUGUUGCUUAAACUUCUGAAGAUCAUAUAUCAUGUCCCUUGGAAAGGGAGAGAGGUUGGGUGGAGUUUGGCUCUGUAAUAUGACUACUAAGUUUGUAGUUGCCAUUAUCUUUAUGGCACUAGUAGCUGCUUUGAAUGUUAAUGAAAUGUACUUAAAAGAUAUUCAGUAUUA